Oreochromis aureus is the source of this 1431-nucleotide messenger RNA. RefSeq names its product transmembrane protease serine 2-like. Gene Ontology annotation, molecular function: serine-type endopeptidase activity; protein binding. Lineage: Eukaryota; Metazoa; Chordata; Actinopteri; Cichliformes; Cichlidae. Gene Ontology annotation, cellular component: membrane. Gene Ontology annotation, biological process: proteolysis. The transcript is spliced from 12 exons. The record is from RefSeq and is a predicted model, not a curated record. The coding region runs from base 1 to 1347 and encodes 448 amino acids.
AUGACCACCAAUCCGUAUCUGGACACUUGUCCCCACUUCAUCCGUGAAUAUGAGAAGAAGAAACUUCCUACGCUCGCCGAAUCAGAUGAUCAACCCCAGUAUGUUCACAAUGUGGCGCUGAAGCCUCCGCCUGAGAUUAGUCCCUCCAUCCCCAAGCACAAAGAUUUCAAACACAGGUGCAUCAAGUUCACUGUUGCUGCUGUCAUCUCCUUGCUGCUGCUGCUGCUGGUGGCUGGAGUCCUCCUUGCCUAUUACUUUUCUUCAUCCUGUAUUCAUGGGAUUAAAUGUGGAGAUGGGAACUGCGUGUGGGAGUCCCAGUGGUGUGAUGGGGUUACAGACUGUCCCACAGGCCAGGACGAAGCUAACUGUGUGAGGCUGCGCGGCUCCAGUUUCCUGCUUCAGAUCUACUCGACUCAGAGUAAAGCCUGGAGAUCUGUUUGUUCUCAUGGCUGGACCGAGGAGAAGGGCAGAGCGAGCUGCCAGAGCAUCGGAUACAGCAGGGGCACGUAUUUUAAAUCAGGCCAGCAAAGGGCUGACUCUAAUGAUGGAUUCUUACUAGUGAAGUCUAAGUUCAACCCUCAGGCAUCCAUACUGCAACAACUUGCCUUACAGGUGAACUCCAGCAGGGCGUCUGCAGGACAGCUGGCCUCCCUGGGGUCCUGGCCGUGGCAGGUCAGCCUCCAGGUUGCCGGCUCUCACCGCUGUGGAGGAGCCAUCAUCUCCCCCUACUGGAUAGUCACCGCCGCUCAGUGUGUGACCUGGGCCACCAGUCCUGGAGACUGGGCAGUGUAUGCUGGGAUAGUGGAUCCAUUAGGCCCUCUGUUUAACCCUGCUUACUCGGUGCGUCGCAUUAUAACUCAUGAGGCCUACAACAGCCAGACCCUGAAAAAUGACAUUGCUCUUAUGAGGCUCUCCCAACCUUUGGACAUAACAGGCUCCAGGAACAUCAGACCCGUGUGCCUCCCAAACGUGGGCCUGAAAGUCACUGCUCAUCAGAAGUGCUGGAUAUCACGAUUUGGUCACAGAGCAAAUGACUCUGGAUUUCCAUACCUGAUGGAGGCUCAGGUGUCUGUCAUAGAUGCUCCAGAGUGCAACAGUUUCAUCGCCUACACGAACAGGAUAUCCCAGGAUAUGAUUUGUGCCAGAGACCUGCAAGCAGGAGGCGGUGUGUGCCAUGCUGACGGCGGCGGGCCUCUGGUGUCCCUGAUGGAUGGAGUGUGGUGGCUCAUAGGUGACAGCAUUUGGGGGGAACACUGCGCUGGGCAGGAUGCACCGGGUGUUUACGGCAACGUCGCAUACUUCCUGGACUGGAUCCACCGUCAGAUGAAGAGGUAUCAAGACGACUGAUCACAGGAGCAAAGAUGAUCAACCCGACACGUAUACAGAGAAAAACUUACAUUGAAUUAUUGCAGUUUUCUUUUUCAUAAAUUG